Messenger RNA from Cucurbitaria berberidis CBS 394.84, 2469 nucleotides. RefSeq lists its product as uncharacterized. Bases 1 to 2469 code for a protein of 822 amino acids. Gene Ontology annotation, cellular component: RSF complex. Gene Ontology annotation, biological process: regulation of DNA-templated transcription. The record is from RefSeq and is a predicted model, not a curated record. Lineage: Eukaryota; Fungi; Ascomycota; Dothideomycetes; Pleosporales; Cucurbitariaceae. The transcript is spliced from 4 exons.
AUGCCUGCACGAAAACGCGCCGCCUCCGAGAUGGAGGCGGAGGAUUCGGUCGAAGAGCCCAGCACACUGCAAAAGCUGCGCAACAUGUGGCAGUUUGCAAACCUAGCCCAAUACAUCAGUCUGUUCGGCGACGCGGUCAAGAUCGACAAAGACUUUGACAUCGAGGAAUUAGAGACGGAAUGCCUGAAGCCACAGCCCUCCGAAAGGCUUGCCCAGAUUGGCCUGGCAUUACUGAAGCACGUCUCAUCACACAAGGGCCUAACACCCGAUAUUUUCGAUGAAUAUACUCGCCGUCAGUUCGUCGCAAAGGCGCCAGCCCGCAAUCCGUUCGGUACCGACGAAGAACCCAAAAAGUUCGAUGAUUUCGAUGUCUUCACAAAGAUUUGCGUACUACAACAGCUGUCGACAUGGACUCUGAACAACCCAAACACGAUUAGGGAAAGGCUAGCGGCCACAGAUAGCGAGCAGACGCUUUGGCGCAUGGAGCCUACCGGGUGGGACUCACAAGAGAGAAUGCUUUUCGUCUUGGAUGACAAUCGCAUGUACCGGCAAACUGACCCGCCGCCACCGCCUGCGCCGCAGAAGGCCAAAUCGAAAGCCAAAUCAAAGAAGGCCAAAGGCAGAAGAGCCAGCAAGCGACAGAAGCAGACGACCCCAGAACCAGAGGAGCUUUCCGAGGUCGAGGAAGCGCCGUUGGAUCAGCAAGCAGCUGAAGAGGUCGAUGAUGGCCUCGGUGGGAAGAAAUGGGAAUGUGUGUGCAUCACCUUGCAAGACUACCAAGAGUAUAUGAGCAGCAUUCGGAAGAGCCGCGACCCGAACGAAAAGAUACUCUACAAGCGUUUACAAGAGGACGUGAUGCCAGUUAUGGAGGGCCUUGCAGAGGAGCAGGCCCGGAAGCAGGCCCGAAAAAUGAGGGAGCUAGAGAAUAUGCAGAAGCUAGCAAUGGCGAAGCGCUCCUCGAGAAUCUCAUCGCGACUCGAAAAGCAAAAGGAGGUCGAGGAAGUCGAGGCGGUGGAACGCAAGAGGCAGGCAGAGCUUGCCAUGGCCAAGGCAGAACAAGACAGACAGAAGAAGCUGGAAGAGGCGCACGAUUCCCGCAGAAUGACGCGAGAGCAACGGCUCCGCGAACGCGAGACGGCCAAAAUUCUCAAAGAAGAAGAGCUGCGUAGACUGCAGGAGAAUGAGCAAAAGCUUGCCAACAACAAUGCUAGGCUGUCUGAGCGCCAUCUCAAGGCCAUGAUGAAGAAACACGAAAGCGACCUCAAGAAACUGAAUGAAGAAGAGGAUUGGUUCUUCGACUGCGAAAAAUGCGGUACUUAUGGUUCCAACCUUAACGACAAUACUCCGCAGAUAUCGUGUGAGCAGUGUAACGUCUGGCAGCACAUGAAGUGCCAUGGCAUCACAGAAGCACAGGCCGACGACUCUAAAUUCGUCUUCGUCUGCACUUCGUGUAAGCGUAAAGAGCAGGAUGCGAGCCAACCGAAGCUCCCACCUCUAAAGUUGCGGCUUACCUCCGCAUCGCCUUCCUCUCGCACUGAGACGCAAGCGAACGGUGCUGCAUCUCCAGUGUCCACAAGCCAAUUAGAAGCCGUCAAGAUACCACAACCUCGGCCAUUCGUCCUACAAGCUAAUGAACAGUCCGCCCCAGUGCAACCUUGGGUCGAUGGACCGAGUCUGUCUCCGCGCGGUCAGGCUCUUGGCCCGCCUGGGAUACAAAGAUCAGAGGCCGCCUAUGGAUCGCCCUCCAAAGGCGCAAAUGGCAGCUCGUCACCCAUAAUGGCACGCCCAUAUUCAUCGGGGCAGCCUGUUGGAAGCUUCAAGCCUCUCAGCUUCCCAACAUCAUCACCUCCACCUUACAACCUACAGCAAAUUCCUAGUAGCCCGAACAAGAGCUUCCACAUACCCCCUCCCCAGCAGAAUGGUAACUCCUUCGGCGCAUCGAAUCCAUUCGGCUCAUCAGCGCCGAUCCCGUAUACACAGAGCUUUAGUCGGCCUCCAUCAGCUGCUGGGCCCGCCGGCUCUCCCGUAAAGCACUCACCAGCAGCCUCACCACGUCCGGCCAACGGCCUGCCGACUCACUACAAUUUCAACAGUCCACAUUCGUCCUUCCCUCCCAGCUCAGCUCAUCGAACGUCCUUCUCGCCGACCAAGCAUAGCUCGCCCGCCCCUUUGCCAGCGCACAUGUCUUCGCCGGCACCCGCACCCUUGCGGAUAGCCCCAUCACCGUCACAGAUGCCGGCCCAGAUGUUACCUGAUCCAAUACCCGCGCCUUUAAAGCACGACGGUAUGCGGCCCGUCUCCAGCCACGCAAUGUCAGAAACGCCCAUCUUUCCCCCAGUCAAGUCCCUGAGUCCUCAGAGGAACCCGCAGAUCCUCGAACCGCCUACGAAGAAGCCAAGUCCGACGCCUGAGCGGUUUCACCUCGCGUCUGUUAGUCAUAAUGGAUUAGGGAAUGGCAGUAGCCAGUAG